UACUCUUUUGCCAUUUGUUGCUGAAAGGUUGCAUUUAACAGUUGAAUUGAUUGAAUUUAAAUUCUGAUUUACAUCUUUAAGGACUAUUUGUUUAUAUCUUGGAAAUUUAAUUUAUAUCACCCUGUUAAUUGUUGUUUAAAUAAGGACUACCUGUAAAUGAAUGAGUGAAUAUUGAUUUGUGAAGGCUAUUUACCUGUGUGUUAUAUAAUCUUCAACUAUUUACUCUCACCGUAUUGCUACUUUUCUCAUCACUCAUCUCCACCUUUGUCACUAACUAUAAUCCUGUGAGAAUUUGCUUUUUCUAUUUCUCGUGAUUAUUCUCAUUCACAUUGGUGAGCAACGAUUAAGAAAAGGUGAAAAGAUGAUCGAGCUUGAGGAAAAAUUGAAAAAAGCUUUGAUAACUAAUUCUCAGCUUGACAAUGAAAAGAACACCUACUCGUAUCAAGUGGAAUUACUUAAAGAUGAUCUGGAAGAGUUACAAGAAAAUUACUACCGGUUACAACGUGAAUUGAAGGAAAAGUCUAGGGUAUAUGAUCUGCUGAGUCGCGAUUACAAAGAACUCAAGGAUAGGCAUAAAUAUCUUGAGGAAUGCAUCAAACAAAGGGACAGUUUAAUUGAGGAGCGAGGUUUAGUCUUUGUUGAAGGAUCCAACCUGUUGGCUCCCUUAUCAACACCCCGUGAUUCACUUAGUGACACCAGUGAAAAAAGGGUUAAUGGUGAAACCGGUGAAAGUUCAUUUUCAAGCUCAAGAGAUGAACCUCGAAAGUUAGGGGCAACUUUAAUUUCAAGAGAAGUUGCUGAAUUAUUCGAUUCUAUAGAAGGAGCUUCUCUGGAGGAGAAACUGAGAACCAUAGCUCAAGAAAAGAUUGAAUUAGUUCAAGAAAUUGAACAAUUAAAAAGAGACCUGGAAGACGAGAAACAGAAAAGUUUACAACUCCAAGGAAUAUGUCAAAUGUAUAGCAAUCAUUCUGUGAAUGGCUCCGAGAGUGAGCUAGUCGAAGCUCAAAGUAAGGAAAUCGAAAGAGAGAAUAACAAACUGCUUUAUGAAUACAAAUUUAAACUGAAAAAAGCCGAACAAGAAAUCAUUACCUUGCAAAACACUGUUUCCCGAGUUGAAAUGCAAGUAGAAAGGUACAAAAAACAGCUUGAACAGGCUGAAAAAUCUGAAGAUGAAUUGAAAACUGACAAAAGAAAAAUUCUCAGAGAGUUCCGAGAGGCUCAAGCAAGAAUUGAAGAACUGGAGACAUCAAAUGCACAUUUACAAAAGCGUAUCGAUAAACUUAAAAAUAAUCGCAUUGCUGUGAUUAAUUCGUGAUCAAGCACUCGUUACCUUUCCUUUUUCAUAAAAUUUAUCUCCAUCCCUACUAUUUUCUUCCUCUUUCAAUUUCCUUUUCUUGUUCCAUCCUUUCUUUUCUGGCUAGUUCAAUUUCUAUCUCCAUAGUCAAAUAUAAUGAUAUAUAUCUUUCUGAUAAUUGCUGACUCCGGAGACAAAGAAAAAAGACGAUGCAGAUACAAACAAGAAGGAAGGAUAUAACAAAAGAAAAAAGAAUCCUAGAAAUAUCUGUGAAUUAAUGUGAAUUUUUGUGAAUACAUCUGAUUAUACUGAAACAGUCUUCACCAUCUAAUAAUCUUUGAAUUUAAACAAACGAAGGAUGGAGAAGAAACAGCCAACAAAACCAAUAACACCAGCGAAGGAGAAAAUCUUAUACAAAUACAGAUUGUGAAUUACUCCAUCAUCAAUUUUAUUUCAUCAAAACAACAAAGCAAAAAACCAUUACUCGUUGGAAAAAAAGAAUCAACAAAAAGAUCAAGAAAGCGUUACAACCUUAAUUUUUUGUCUCUUUAUCCAUUUUUUUCUAAUCUGAUUCAAUCUUCCUAACCUUUCCUUUCCUCUUGUCAAGAGACUGUGAUCAAACGACAAGACUUUGGCCCUCAGCAGACAAGAUUGCAGAAUAAAUCUCUAAAUUGUGCCAAAAAUAACGGCUAAAGGCUUAAAAA
Tetranychus urticae (two-spotted spider mite) is the source of this 1998-nucleotide messenger RNA. RefSeq names its product leucine-rich repeat flightless-interacting protein 2. NCBI's taxonomy places the organism in Eukaryota, Metazoa, Arthropoda, Arachnida, Trombidiformes, Tetranychidae. The record is from RefSeq and is a predicted model, not a curated record. Gene Ontology annotation, biological process: regulation of DNA-templated transcription.